This is a messenger RNA of Manihot esculenta (cassava), 1843 nucleotides long. RefSeq names its product mitochondrial carrier protein CoAc1. The record is from RefSeq and is a predicted model, not a curated record. Lineage: Eukaryota; Viridiplantae; Streptophyta; Magnoliopsida; Malpighiales; Euphorbiaceae. Gene Ontology annotation, biological process: transmembrane transport. The transcript has 7 exons. Bases 606 to 1634 code for a protein of 342 amino acids.
AACGCGCCCACCUAGUGAGAAACAGGAGACGAGAGAGGGAAAUCGAAGUCACGAACGAAGUGUUGGAGAAGCAUCCCUGCUUCCUCCAUUUGUUGCUCUUCAUAAGUUUACUUCUACAAUCAAAACUCUUGCGGUUGUUUUCGUUUCGCCUUUGAUGUUUCCGAACUCAGUGACUCACAAAACAAUUUAAAUUACAUUCCCCGAUCAAUUUAGGGGUUUGGUUGAUUUUAUCAGAUUGAUGGGUUUUUGUUUCCGAUGAAUUUGGAUUCAAGUCUUUUAUUUUAUCUGUAAAAUUGAACCUGCUGUCGGCGUAGAUCCAUGGGAGAAUUGUGGAAUUGAAAGGAUUUGCUUCCUGGAUUUCUGAGAUUAGUAUCUGUUGAUGAAUCUUACAAUUGUUAUUGAAGAGGAUCGGCUUGUGAACUUGCCCAAUUAUUUUCUGGGUGUUUUCAGGCCAUUGGAACUAUCGUUUGAAAAAAAGGCGUUUUCAUUUUGUAUCCCUAGAGAUAGAUGGGAUAAGGAGUUCUUCAAUUUGCAGGGUGGUUAAUUGUUAGUUCAUCGACUUCACGAAGUUCUUGGUACUAGAAUAUUGAAUUGGAACUUUUAAGAUGGGUUCUACGCAAAAGUCUACACUGUCGACUAAUAUGGCUGAUCUAGUUGAUGGUUCACCUACUCGACGACAAUUUUCUUAUGUCGAUACUAUGCCUGUUUAUGUUAAGGAGCUCAUUGCUGGUGGAGUUGCAGGAGGAUUUGCCAAGACUGCUGUUGCACCCCUUGAGAGAACUAAAAUACUGCUGCAGACAAGAACUGAAGGGUUUCAAUCUCUUGGGGUGUUUCAUUCCUUGAAGAAAUUAUUAAAGCAUGAGGGAAUUCUUGGCUUUUACAAGGGAAAUGGAGCUAGUGUUGUUCGGAUUGUUCCUUAUGCAGCCUUACAUUUCAUGACAUAUGAGCAGUAUCGUGGUUGGAUCUUGAGUAAUUGUCCUGCUUUAGGUUCAGGACCUGUUGUAGAUUUAUUAGCUGGUUCAGUGGCUGGAGGAACUGCAGUUUUGUGCACCUAUCCCUUAGAUUUGGCUCGCACUAAACUUGCUUAUCAGGUCCUGGAUACAAGUGGAAGUAUCAGAUGUAAAAGUGUAUGUGUUCCACCUGCUUAUGGUGGGCUAAAAGAUGUACUUAGAGGUGUCUACAAGGAAGGGGGAAUACGUGCACUGUAUCGAGGAAUUGGACCUACACUCCUUGGGAUCCUUCCUUAUGCUGGUUUGAAGUUCUAUGUCUAUGAGGAGCUUAAGAGGCACGUUCCUGAAGAGCAUCAAAAGUCCAUUAUGAUGCGGCUUGCAUGUGGAGCUUUCGCUGGGUUGUUUGGGCAGACCUUCACGUACCCAUUAGAUGUUGUUAGGAGACAGAUGCAGGUUGAAAAUUUGCAACCUUCAAUUCAAGGUCGAGUUAGAUACAGGAGUACAUUGGAUGGGCUGUCAACUAUAGUCCGCAAUCAAGGUUGGAGACAGUUAUUUGCAGGCCUGAGCAUUAACUACAUCAAGAUUGUUCCCUCUGUGGCUAUCGGCUUUACUGCAUAUGACAUGAUGAAGAUUUGGCUUCGAAUUCCACCCCGUCAUAACUCCCAAUCAGUUUCGACUGGAUAAAUCUCUGACCAAAUUAGCACACAAGAACCCUUGAAAACUUGUGUUUAUUAGCAACAUCUUAACAUUUGGCAUGCAUAUCAAAAGGUUUCAAUGUGUGGUAUGGACCCAUCAUUCUGGUGAUUAUCAAAUUGUGUGAAGACUUAUUAUGGGUUGGCCGCUUAGCAAGAAGAACAAUGACUUGAUCAAUGAUAGCAAAAGAUUCUUGAGAA